Molecule: messenger RNA, 892 nt
Organism: Daktulosphaira vitifoliae (grape phylloxera)
Lineage: Eukaryota; Metazoa; Arthropoda; Insecta; Hemiptera; Phylloxeridae
Gene: MCTS1
Product: malignant T-cell-amplified sequence 1 homolog
Exons: 6
Coding region: 141-689 (182 amino acids)
Biological process (GO): formation of translation preinitiation complex
Molecular function (GO): RNA binding
Source: RefSeq, a predicted model, not a curated record
UGUGUUUUUUAAUAAAGUAAACUGUUAAAAACAGAUUUAAUUGUAGAAUUUAUAACAAACUUAAUACGAUUGAGUCUGUGCUACAUUUUUAUAUUAUAAAACUAAAAUAAUUGAUUAAACUUGAUUUAGUAGAAGUUAAAAUGUUCAAAAAAUUUGAUGACAAAGAAAGUGUUAUAGGAAUUCAACAAUUAAAAUCAUCUGUCCAAAAAGGUAUUAGAACAAAAAUAAUUGAACAGUAUUCUUCUUUAGAAGAAUAUAUAGAUCAGAUUUUGCCUAAAAAAGAUGCAUUAAGAAUUGUAAAAUGUCAAGAUCAUUUAGAAAUUAUUGUGAAUUCAGCUGGAGAUUGUUUAUUUUUUCGACAUAGAAAUGGACCAUGGUUGCCCACCUUAAAACUUCUUCAUAAAUAUCCAUUCUUUCUUCCUAAAGAACAAGUUGAUCUAGGAGCUAUUAAAUUUGUAAUGAGUGGAGCUAAUAUUAUGUGUCCUGGUUUAACAUCACCUGGAGCUAAAAUAGAGCCUGUACCUCAAAACACAAUUGUUGCAGUAAUGGCAGAAGGAAAACAACAUGCACUUGCAAUUGGAAUUACUAGCUUAUCAACUGAUGAUAUAUUAAAAGUGAACAAAGGAGUAGGAAUUGAAAACUGUCAUUAUCUUAAUGAUGGACUAUGGCAGAUGAAACCCGUAAAAUAAUUUAAAAGAUUAUCUUACAGUCAAAACACCUUUUUUUCCAGGAUAUACUUUUAUGAUUUAAUUUUGAAAAAAAAUCUGACUGCCUACACUUCUCAACAUCUGAAGAUAUAAUAUAAAAAUACAGCAUAAAUAUAAAUUAAAAAAUGUUAAUUUUGUUAACUAUUUCUAUUAAUUUAGAAAUAAAUAAAAUACAAAAGUGAAUA